AUGGAAGACGUGAAUGAUGUAUUGUUAGUGGAGUCUAAUAAUGAGAAUGUUGCAGAUAAUAUGAACAAGAUUGAAGAUGAAACAUUAGGACAAAAUGGUCUAAUUGUUCCGGAGGUGGGUAUGAUGUUCAACAACGAAACAGACAUGUUUGAGAUAUACAAGAGAUAUGCUUAUGAUAUAGGAUUUCCUGUUAGAAGACGGAACUCAAAAAAAUGGGAUGAUGGCAUUCUGAGAUAUGUAACUUUCACAUACAAUCGUGAAGGUAGAAGAGGUGGUAAUGCGAGUAGGUCUUUAAAGCCUAAAUCAAUAAGUCAAACUGAUUGUAAAGCAAGAAUCUCAGCCUCCUCAGACAAUCAUGGAAGGUGGAGAAUUAACAUAGUCCACCUCGAUCACAACCAUGAAACUAGUCCUUCUAAAUCUAGGUUGCAUCGAUGCAAUAGGGAGUUGAAUGUAAAUGUGAAACGUAAACUUGAAGUGAAUGAUGUGGUAGGAAUUUUGUUACAUAAAAGUUACAACUUCGCAGUUGCACAAGUAUGUGGAUAUGAGAACAUGAUGUGUAUAGAGAAGGAUUGUAGAAACUAUAUUAAACAAGUUAGACGUUUACGACUUGGAGAGGGAGACGCAACUACAAUACAAUCCUACUUUUCGAAAAUGCAAGCAAAGUGCUCGAGAUUUUACUUCAGCAUUGAUUUAGACGACGAGUCUCAGCUAAGGAAUGUUUUCUGA
This is a messenger RNA of Olea europaea var. sylvestris, 726 nucleotides long. RefSeq names its product protein FAR-RED IMPAIRED RESPONSE 1-like. The coding region runs from base 1 to 726 and encodes 241 amino acids. The transcript has a single exon. The record is from RefSeq and is a predicted model, not a curated record. NCBI's taxonomy places the organism in Eukaryota, Viridiplantae, Streptophyta, Magnoliopsida, Lamiales, Oleaceae.